This is a messenger RNA of Phialemonium atrogriseum, 1572 nucleotides long. RefSeq names its product peroxisomal peroxisomal coenzyme A diphosphatase 1. Lineage: Eukaryota; Fungi; Ascomycota; Sordariomycetes; Cephalothecales; Cephalothecaceae. The record is from RefSeq and is a predicted model, not a curated record. The transcript has 4 exons. Gene Ontology annotation, biological process: coenzyme A catabolic process. Gene Ontology annotation, molecular function: coenzyme A diphosphatase activity. Bases 128 to 1426 code for a protein of 432 amino acids.
CGGCACUCUAAUUGCCCCUCCAAACAAGGUCCCUACAUGUCCCUACGUGUGUACCUAUUUAUUGUUGGAAAUAGCACCGCCAAUCCCCCCUCCUCCCUCCCUCGCCCUUCCGCUUACUCCGGGGACUAUGAACAACCCCACAGACAUCCCCGCAGAGGAAAGAAAGCGCCUGGCAGACGACUCUCCACUCAAUGAGCGCGAGGUCAAGAAGAUAGUCCAGACCAUUCAACAAGUUUCGUCUGCACCCGUCACCGUCACCACUGCCGAUAAGUCUCCAGCCCAGCUCUCGGAACUUGACGAGGAGGGACAGGACGACGCAUCGUAUUACUGGGAUGCGUCGACCAUGGCUCCGCUCAACCCAGCUUCGGCGGCCGCCAUCGCCCGGCUCCGCGCUUUCAAACCGCCACCCUUCCCCCUGUGGGACCGCCUCCCCGUCAGCCGGAGAGCCGCCGUGCUGAUGCUACUCUACGCGGACCGGAGGGGCGAUCUGCGGGUGGUGAUCACCAUGCGUGCCGCGAGCCUGCGCAGCUUUUCCGGCCAUGCGGCACUACCUGGCGGAAAAGCAGAUACUCUAGAUGAGACGCCCUACCAGAUCGCCCGGCGCGAGGCGUGGGAGGAAAUCGGCCUCCCGAUGGACGACGCAAAGAUCCCGGCGCCCUUCCGGAUCGAGCACCUCUGCUACCUACCCUUCAACCUCGCCAAGACGGAGUUGGUAGUCCGCCCCUGCGUGGCCCUCCUACACACCACUAGCCCGCCGGUCCCCACGGGAUCUAUCACUGCGUCAUCGCCAUCGUCGCCGUCGUCGUCGUCGGCGGCGCCCACCACCACCGUGGAGGAGAGCCUGAUCCCCCGCCUGGACGCCAGAGAGGUGGCGGCCGUCUUCUCGGCGCCCUUUCACAACUUCCUUUGCGCCAACGACGAACCCGACGGCGACGUUAACGGUGACGGAGCCGACCCGCAGCAGCAGCAGCAGGCACCACCAGCGCCGGCGACCGGCCGCUGGUACGAGGGCUCGUGGGUGCACUGGCACGAGCAGCCGUGGCGGCUGCACCACUUCUACGUGCCCGUCGACCGGCAGCGGGUGGCGCGGCCGAGGGUGCGCGAGGGCGGACUCGCGGCCCUCGACGAGGGGGAGGACGGUGGCGGCGGCGGCGGCGGCGAUGGUGGCGGGGCCCAGAGUCAAGCCGGGGACAACGACGACGCGGUCGGCCGGUUCAAGGUCUGGGGCAUGACGGCGCGGAUCAUCGUCGACGCCGCCACUGUUGCGUACGGCGAGGAGCCCGAGUUCGAGCACAACAGCCACUUUGGCGAUGAGGCCAUGAUCGAGGGCCUGGAUAGGAUCGGUAGGCUUGGGGAGAAGAGGAAGGCUGGGAGUGAGCUGACGGGUGAGGAUAUGAGGAAGGCUAGCGAGGCUGCUAAGAUGUAAGCCCGGAUGGGGACUGAGGAGCAGUCCUUCAGCAGUCCUUCACGCGCGGCAUUGGCAUUUUGUAUGUGUCUCGAGAUAAUCGGCUGGAUAGACAGACAGUCCUACAUACGCUAGAAUAGAUCGGCACAAGCCCAGAUUCAUCUUCA